AUGGGGAGUGCGGGUACCGUCUCCUGGCGCAAGCUGCAGCGGCUGCACGACUUGUGUGGCCAGUUGGCUUUGCGCCGCGGUGCUGAUUAUGACAUGUCAAAGUUCGAUGCCCUGAAGAAGAAAGUGGGCGAGAUUGUGCAAUGCGGAGACAAGACGACGCAGGUGGAUGCGGAUCGUCUCCGGGUUCUGCACGACCUUUUGAAGAGGGUGGCAGUGCUGCCAGCUGGACAUGGUGUCGAGACAGAGGAUGCGACAAGCCCGGCAAGCUUGCCAGAUGGGGGUGGAGUGCAGGACGCGUGCCGGCGCGAUUGCAUGGAGCUUGAACUCCAAGGUGGGACGCACCUUGCCAAAACGGCAAGCACGGUGCCAACGGCCGGCCCCACGUAUUGUUCGUCUCCUGGCACGGUCUCCUGGCGCAAGCUGCAGCGGCUGCACGACUUGUGUGGCCAGUUGGCUUUGCGCCGCGGUGCUGAUUAUGACAUGUCAAAGUUCGAUGCCCUGAAGAAGAAAGUGGGCGAUAUUGUGCAAUGCGGAGACAAGACGACGCAGGUGGAUGCGGAUCGUCUCCGGGUUCUGCACGACCUUUUGAAGAGGGUGGCAGCGCUGCCAGCCGUGUCUUUCUGCGAUGGAGGCCUUCUGAUGCAAAGCCUCGUUGCACAGUGA
Messenger RNA from Symbiodinium sp. CCMP2592, 663 nucleotides. Lineage: Eukaryota; Dinophyceae; Suessiales; Symbiodiniaceae. The record is from the annotation of a GenBank genome assembly.